Molecule: messenger RNA, 1296 nt
Organism: Synchiropus splendidus (mandarinfish)
Lineage: Eukaryota; Metazoa; Chordata; Actinopteri; Syngnathiformes; Callionymidae
Product: cell surface A33 antigen-like
Exons: 7
Coding region: 1-1296 (431 amino acids)
Cellular component (GO): plasma membrane
Source: RefSeq, a predicted model, not a curated record
AUGACGAAGAAGCACUUUUUUCUGCACCUGCUUUUAACUCUCACAGUUCUCCACAGUAGCUGGGGUCUCGAGGUGUCCACCCCAGUCAAAGAAUAUGAGGCCUCUAGAGGCGAUGACGUCACUCUGGUCUGUUCCUUCAUCCCAGCAAAUCCAGAGAUUCGAAAUUUGGUUCUUACAUGGGAGGUCUACCCAAAAACUCCUGGGGACACUUUGAAACCGGUGGCCAUGUAUUUUCUAAAUUCCCGUCCUGACAUUUCCCCCGCGUAUGAAGGAAGAGCCUCUUUAGAAGUGGACGUGGAAAAAGGGGAGAGCAAGCUGCAUUUGAUGAAAGUGACACUGGAGGACAGUCGGAAAUACCAGUGCAGUGUCAUGAUCCCAAAUGAUGACGAAGGGACUACAUUGGCCACCACAACUCUUCUGGUCCUGGUCCCCCCCUCGCCACCUAUCUGUGGUAUUGAGGGAGAAGCAGAGUAUUGGAAUAACAUCAUCCUAACCUGCAAGUCAGAGGAGGCUUCUCCAGAGCCAGUUUAUCAGUGGAAGAGCUACAGCGUGGACAACAUACAAAGACCCUUCCCACCGAAAACCACAGAGAAGGAUGGCGCUCUUUCUUUGUUCAAUAUUUCCAGGGAGACGUCAGGCUAUUUCAGGUGCACUUCUACAAAUCGCAUUGGGUCUGCUAACUGCAACUUCACCCUGGCAGUGAUGCCCCCUAGCUCCAACAUGGGGGCGACUAUCGGUAUUAUCGCAGGUGUUGUCGCAGGUUUGCUUUGUCUGGGGAUAACUAUAUACUGCUGCUGCAAGAAAAAGGGAAAGAAGGACAAGUACCCUGAAAGUUCUCCUACCCAGGUGGCUUAUUAUGACAAAGAUGCGCCUGAAAGUGGUGUGAAGUAUGCGGAUGAGGACAAAAGGAAGGUCCAAGAUGAGGAUGAUGUUUCAUUCAAGAAAAGUCGAGAGGAAAGUCCUGACCGCAGAGAUAACAAGAACGACCAUUACAACAGUCAUAACAGUCGCAGUGAAGACCGUCCCAAAGAAAGGGGAAGUCGCGACAGGCUGGACGACAAUCGUGAGCGUUACGGCGGCAGUCGCGACAGGCUGGACGACAAUCGUGAGCGUUACGGCGGCAGUCGCGACAGGCUGGACGACAAUCGUGAGCGUUACGGCGGCAGUCGCGACAGGCUGGACGACAAUCGUGGGCGUUACGGCGGCAGUCGCGACAGGCUGGAUGAUCAGCGGGACCAACGGCGCGGAAGUCGAGAUCGGCUUGAUGACCGUUAUGAGCAGUACGAUGAACGUUAA